CAGAAUUGUUCAUAAUUUUCAAAAAUGGUGGGUUCUCGAGCCAUGUUUAUUGCUGUUUUUGUGUUUGCAAUAGCAUUUCAAUCCUCAAUGGUCCAUGCAAACUUCCGAAAAAGCAUGUAUUUCAAUUGGGGUGCUAACCAUUCUUCCAUUCUUGGCAAUGGCGAUGAUCUUCGCCUUGUUUUGGACCAAACUUCCGGAUCUGGUAUUCAAUCGAAGAGAGCGUUCUUAUUUGGAAGCAUCGAAAUGCUUAUCAAGUUGGUUCCAGGGAACUCAGCUGGGACCGUAACAGCAUAUUAUCUAUCUUCGACGGGUGCAAAACACGAUGAGAUCGACUUUGAGUUCUUGGGUAACUCGACAGGAGAGCCUUACACGAUGCACACAAAUAUUUACACUCAAGGUCAAGGUAACCGAGAGCAGCAGUUCAAAUUAUGGUUUGACCCGACCGCGAAUUAUCACAACUACACAAUUCACUGGAACCCAACUGAAAUUGUAUGGUAUGUUGAUAGCGUGCCAAUUCGAGUCUUCAAGAACUACGAGAGUGAAGGGAUCGCGUACCCUAACAAACAAGGGAUGCGAGUCUACUCCAGUUUGUGGAAUGCUGAUAACUGGGCUACAAGAGGUGGUCUAGUCAAGAUCGACUGGACAUCUGCACCGUUUGUGGCUAACUACCGUAGGUUCAGGGCUAGAGCUUGUAAGUGGGACGGGCCCGUUAGUAUUAUCCAGUGUGCCCUUCCCAUUCGGGCCAACUGGUGGACAUCUCCCGUUUACCAACAAUUGAGCUCCAGGCAACAGGGUCAACUCAAAUGGGUGAGGGACAACUACAUGAUCUACAACUACUGCACGGAUUUCAAGCGUUUUAACGGACAGAUGGCACCCGAAUGCUCUAAGCCACAAUUCUAAUAAGAGCAAGGUUAAGAAUUGUUUUCGGCCCAUUUGAACUUUAAUUAUUUUUAUUGUAACAGUUCAUUACUUCAUUGUGUUUUAAUAUUUCAAGUUUCAUGCAUGGCACUUCAGUUUUUCCCUUUUGUCUUCUAUAUAUUUUUAUAAAAUGUUGCAACACUAGUUACUAUA
This is a messenger RNA of Helianthus annuus (common sunflower), 1071 nucleotides long. RefSeq names its product probable xyloglucan endotransglucosylase/hydrolase protein 26. NCBI's taxonomy places the organism in Eukaryota, Viridiplantae, Streptophyta, Magnoliopsida, Asterales, Asteraceae. The transcript is spliced from 4 exons. Gene Ontology annotation, biological process: cell wall biogenesis; xyloglucan metabolic process. The coding region runs from base 25 to 900 and encodes 291 amino acids. Gene Ontology annotation, molecular function: xyloglucan:xyloglucosyl transferase activity; hydrolase activity, hydrolyzing O-glycosyl compounds. Gene Ontology annotation, cellular component: cell wall; apoplast. The record is from RefSeq and is a predicted model, not a curated record.